AUGGUAGUGGUAGUGCUCGACAACGGCGGCUCCUCGAUCAAGGCCGGCGUCAUUGGGACGGGCGCUACCAGAAUCAUCCCCAACGCGAUCGUACGUUCGAAAGGCGACAAGGAGACUUACGUCGGGCACGAAUGGGCCGAGCGGUGCACAGACUACUCUUCUUUGGCGUAUCGGCUCCCCGUAGAGAAGGGUUAUAUUGUCGAUUGGGACGCGCAGAAGGCGAUAUGGGACGGCAUUCUAUCGGACCAAGUCCUGAACGUCAACCCCACAACGUCGACCCUUGUGAUCACCGAGCCCUACUUCAAUCUGCCAAAGAUCCAGGACACGACGGACGAGUUUAUCUUCGAAGAGUACGAGUUCAAAUCGUGUCUCAGGGCCACGCCGGCGUCGUUUAUGCCUUAUGGCUCGCUCUUCGCUUCUCCUUUACCCGAGUGCAUGCUUAUCGUGGACUCCGGCUUCAGCUUCACACACGUUGUUCCUGUUAUGCAGGGCCGUAUUGUCUGGAAUGCUGUCAAGCGGCUCGACGUCGGCGGGAAGCUCCUCACAAACCACCUCAAGGAACUCGUCUCCUUCCGGCAAUGGAACAUGAUGGACGAGACAUAUAUUAUGAGCCACGUCAAGGAGACGUGCUGCUUCGUCAGUGCGGACUUCAAGGCGGAUCUGGAGACUUGUCGACAUGGCGGAAAAAACAACUCCAUUAUACGGGAAUACGUCCUUCCUGACUUGACCAAACUGAAGACCGGUCGACUACGCGCGCCGGACGACAUACCGCUGGAGUCUGACCAGGUUCUCACCAUGGGAAAUGAGCGCUUUGCCGUCCCGGAAGUGCUAUUCAGGCCAGACGACAUCGGUAUGGACCAAGUCGGCCUUCCUGAAACUAUCGCCGCAUCCAUCGCGCUUCUUCCGGACGAUCUGCGAGGCUUGUUUUGGGCGAAUAUCGGCCUGGUUGGCGGCAGUACGAAGUUUCCUGGUCUGUGCGAGCGCUUGUCCAGAGAACUUCGGUCUUUCGCACCAUUUGAGGCUGAAAUUGCUAUUUAUCAGCCAGAGGAUGCAAUCCUCGAAGCGUAUACGGCUGCGGUGUCGUUGGCAUCUUCCCGGGCGUUUACUACCUCAAAGAUGGCUGUCACGAGGGCAGAAUACCUGGAGAGCGGGAGUAGCGCUAUGAGGAGAAAAAUGGCGGGCCUCGGCAAUGACUGGCAAGCUCCACCAGCGGGUGGGGACACAAAUACAUUUCCACAACUGGGAGGAGAAGGACACGAAUUAGAAUUGGUGCUGGGGAGUAGAUGUCCAAAUGUAUUACAGUCGUUCCUAAGGAAAUCACGCUCAUCUCCCUUCGUCCGCCACGUCAGAAUGCAGCAGGACGAGCUGGAUGCGAGUCUCUUCAACCCAGCAGGCAGUACAGAACAGGAAAUGAUCGACAAUACUAGUACUGUCGAAGAUCUUUUUGCAACUGGCCGUUCUUUCCGCUUUCUUCCCACUCAAACCGGCACACAGCCGCCAACCAAACGCAAAGCUACCAAGCCAGCUUCCAAGUCCAAGUCCCAAAACUCCAUAAUCAGCAUUGACGACGAUAGCGAAUCAGAACCACUCUCAAAGAAGAAGAAGACAGACGUUGUAGCCUCAGAUGACGAAGACGUUUCGCCUCCCAUCAAAAUCUCAAGUUCUGCGAUGGUUGAGAAAGCUUUGGCCCACCAAAAGGCAGAGCAAAGCUGA
Messenger RNA from Mycena indigotica, 1713 nucleotides. RefSeq lists its product as uncharacterized. Bases 1 to 1713 code for a protein of 570 amino acids. NCBI's taxonomy places the organism in Eukaryota, Fungi, Basidiomycota, Agaricomycetes, Agaricales, Mycenaceae. Gene Ontology annotation, molecular function: nucleosome binding. Gene Ontology annotation, cellular component: Swr1 complex. The transcript is spliced from 14 exons. The record is from RefSeq and is a predicted model, not a curated record.